This is a messenger RNA of Lymnaea stagnalis (great pond snail), 17912 nucleotides long. The record is from the annotation of a GenBank genome assembly. Lineage: Eukaryota; Metazoa; Mollusca; Gastropoda; Lymnaeidae.
AAUUUUUAAAUCGUAGCGUAGUGGAGUUGAAAAAUCAUGGUUAAAUUGAAGUAAUAAAAGGUAUUGAAAAAUGUAUCUCAUGUAUUUAGAAACAUUUAUCUACUGACAUCACAACUAAAUCAGUUAAAAUAAUUCGGCCUUCUCAAAAAAAUUGACUGAGAGGCUCCGCCUUGGUCUCUCAAGAACUUGACUUAGGAAUUAGAUUUUAGAAUCUACAACUACAACAUCGUCCACUGCAAACAGGCCUUUCUUCAUAGUAUAAUUAUAAGGUCAAGGUAAUUAAAUUUUUCGAAGGCCUAGGCUAUAUUACUAAUUCAUUGCAAUGCCAACUUUUUUGACUAUAAAACUUAAAUUAUUGAUAUUGCCUAUGCCUAUUAAAUUUAAGGUUAGUAAAAAUGGGUAGGGCGAGACAAUAGUCUAAUAGUAGAUACUUUGGUCAAAAAUGUAAACAUUUUUUAAAAAUAAACCAAUGGCACAGUUGAAUAGAGCUAAUUUUAAACAUAAUUAUAACACCAAAAUCAUAUUUUUAGCUGUUGUAGUUUUAAAGUUAUGAAUUUUUAAAGUACGACUUGGUUUGUCAUUUUUUAACAUAGACUGCAUCUCCACAUUCUGUGACCUCAUUCCGCCGAUCGCGUCAUGCGCAAUGACUAUAUAGUUUAUAUAAGGCAAAGCAUUCCCUUAUCACUAAAAUACUGUUUAGGGUCGACUUAUUUUAAACUUUCAACUUUGGCACAUGAAUAAUUAAUAAAAGCUUUCCCUGACCAAUGGUUUAAUAGCUUUUGCACACGGCAAACUCUUAUGAAUGAAACUCUGAGAUAGUACUACGACGUAGCCGUUAUGCAAGUGGCUGUGAAUGGUUGCCAAUGACAAUGUGUUGCACAGGGAAAAUUCUGAUCAUUUAUAAUAUGGACUCUGCAGGGUUUUUAAAGCUCAAAUUAAAACAUUUCCAGUUUAAAUGUCUUCAAAAUGCAUUCUGAAACACAAAAUAUAAAAUAUUUUGAUGUAUAUAGUGGUAAUAAUUAAAUAUUUCCUAAGUAUCGGCAACUUCCGCCAUUAAAAAGGGGGCGUGGCCCACGCCAUGUCGAAAUUAGGCUGAGCCACCUUAUGGUGAUAUGGGUCAAUGUGACAAGUGUAACAAACGUGAGACACGACCUACAUCAAUGAAACUUGGCACAGAUAUAGAUCAAUAUCUAAUGCUCAUACAGAUUUAAUAAAAAAGGACCUUAUCUUAUUAUUUCACAAAAAAUUUUGUAUGCGAAGAUGCCUUAUAUAUACCAAAGAUUUUCAAAAUAAAGGUCGAUUGAAAAAAGCAAAAUAGCUUGCUAGAAAUGUAGGCCAAGAUGUCUUCCAAAUUAUAAGGCCGGAAACGGAACUCAAAUAUAUGUGGAAAGAACUAAUUUAAUAAUAAAUAGACACACACAUCGGAAAAUUAAAAACUCGGAUUUUUCGGCGCCGAUGCCCAUUUCCGAUACAAAAAAAAUAGUAGUCUCCCUUCUUUCAUCGAAGUAUCUACUAAUAGUAUAGACAAGCUUGCCAAGCACAUUACGCGAUGGGUAGAAGUAGAGUGCAAAGCGUCAUUAGCAAAAUUCGCUUUGGGUAGAGCCCAAUGCUUCCUUCUACACAUAUUCGGAAUGAAUCAUCGAAUGUAGACUAAGUUUAAGUCAUAGUCUUAGCGGUUUUGGCAAAAAUUUUAAAAAAUUAACCACUUUGUUACCGCUGACAUUGACACGACAUCACGAUCAUCCACUUUCAUUUACCAAGGACGCCACAUUGUCGUCAUAUCAAAGAGGCAAAGCACUUUUAUGAAUUACUGAGGACGUCACAUCAUUAUUUUAAUGAAUGCCAUAUAUAUUUCUUGUAUUCUUUAAUUUAUAGAGACGUUAAUAAAUGAAUUGGAUAGAGAAUGGAAAAAUACUGGAAGUAUUGAGGGUACACUGUGUAUUUUGAUUUAAAGAAUUGAAAGAUGCUAAAUGCUGCCGUAGCAAAUUAUUGAGGGGUUUCUGACUUCCCACUUCUUUAUAAAAUUGUAAAAGAAUUAGCUGUUAAAGUUUGAGUUGACUUUUUAAAAGAGAAAAUAAGAAUUUUAUUGAACACUGUUAAUGUUAUAGUUUUUUACCAUAAGAAGGCAAACCAUGUAAAAAGUUUUAAUCUAGAAUAACAAAACUAGAAAAUGGCUGAACAACAAAUUAUUAUCGGUCAGUCUUAAAAUAUGUUUUUCUUGUUAUUAAAUAGGCAGUGUCUACACGUCCGGCGGACGUAUAUCUCCCGCACUAUUCGUCCGGCGACCAAGUCACAUGACCACCGUAACAAAGUGGGGAGAGAUAUUUUGUCCAUCAGCCUUGUCACUUGACCGCGAAUGAUUCAAAACUAUUUUAAUUUUAAAAAUCUAUUUCUCUACCAAGUAAUGUAUUGAGUAUCUUGCAUGCAAAUAAUAGAAAAAAACUGAAGUGAAAGUGGCUUGUAAAAAUUUUUGUUUAGUUUGUUAUUUGAGUUUGUGUACCAGUAAUCCAUCAGAUAAAUAAGGGGCCAAUAUUCAGUAUGGAGUAGGCAACCAAUAAAAGUAAAAGAUUUCAUUUUAAAUUGUUUAAAUUGCUACAAAAUAUUUUAAAACUUCUCAUGAAACUACUGUUGCUGAUGAACAUGAUAAUAUAAAUAUAAUAUAAAAUAUGUUUAAUUAAAAUGGGGAAAAAAACAAGAUCCCAUACUGGGCAUUGAUCCACACAAAUAUAAUAUAGUCAAGCGACCACUCUACCACAAGACCACACAAGAUUUUCUAAUGUGCACUUUGUUCGAAAUAAUGACGACUACUAGUCGUCUGGUGGUCACGUGACAUGCCCGCCGGACGUAUAUCACGCGCACUAUUUGUCCGGCGCGCCGGACGUGUAGACACUUCGUAUUCAAUAUUUCUGCUCGACACCAAUAUCACCCAGCAGUCUUUUGGCAAUUAUUUUUGUCAGUAUUUUGUCAGUGUCAUUUAAUAGGGAUAUUCCUCUGUAGUUUGCGCAUUAAAGUUUGGAACCUUUUUUGUGUACUGGAUUUGGGUUAUUAGUGCUUUUUCGCAAUCUGUUGGAAUUUUCUCUCAACAACACCAAGCCUAACAGUUAAAGAAAUGUGGCAGCUAAAUAUUUUACAUUGGUUUUUAUAAUUUUUUAAAUUAUUAGGUUUAAAUAAUUAUAAAACAAACUUAAUAGCAUAUGCCUAACAUUUUAAUUUUUUGUUUAUGAUUGAUGUUUCAUGGAGUAGAUACCAAAUUUUGUGUUUAUUAAUAUUCUUUAGAAUUCAAAUUAAUACAUUCAUAAUUAAACGUUAUUUUCAUGCCUUAUAUUUUAAAAUAGGUUUGGAAUUCAAGAAAAUCAACACUUUAAUAAAAAAAAAAAUACACAACAGUUUGUUAAUAAAUACAGAUGAAAUCAAACAUGGCCAGGUAUUUUUUCCAAUUCUAGACAAGUUAAUUUUAUUCUUCUGUAUUUUCGAAAAUAUUUAUGAUAUGUAUAUACCAUAUCAAGAUUUUCAACGCUUUAUUUCAGAGCAAAAUUGUAAGAUUAUUUGAUUUUAUUUGAAUAAAAACUAAUCAAGAGUAUUCUUAAUAUAAUUAUUAAUCAUUCAUAUUUUUGUCUUUGUUGCUUGAUCAGUCUGUAUAUUUAAAUUGGAUUGUAUGAUAUCAGCAUAAAUGUCAAUCAAAUAAGAACACAUUUACUAUUGUCGUUUUCAACAUUUCCGCAGAAUCUAUUUUAAUUGUCCCUGUUCAACAACAAAUGGAAACAACUUAUACACAAUGUGGCGAUGGAUCAUCUUUGCUUUGGUAUUUGUUGCUGGAUUAGUUAUUCUUAUACCUUGGUCAAAUAUUUUUAAAAUAUCCGAAUCAGAAACCAAAGAAAAUUUACAUGAGUUACAUUAUGGAAUUGUGAUUGAUUGUGGAAGCAGUGGUAGUAGAAUAUUUGUUUACUAUUGGCCCACACAUUCUGGAAAUCCAAAAGAUUUGCUGAAUAUACAACAAUUGGUUGAUGAUUCAGGAAAUGCUGUAGUAAAAAAGGUGUCUCCAGGUAAGAAUUUAUAGUUUAACCAUUUUAAAAAGAAUGUGUUAUCAUAAAAAUGUAAUUGAAUGCUAAAAGUUUUUUAACAACUUUUUGUUAAAUAUUCUUCCAGUUUAAAGAUUAUUUAUGCAGACACAAUAAGGAAAGAAACUGAAAGUGCAAUUAUUACAUUAUUUCAGGCUUGUCUUCAUUUGAAAACAACCCGGAUGCUGCAAGUGACCAUAUCAAAGAAUUACUACUCUAUGCUCAGCAAUAUAUCCCAGAAAAAAAGCAUGUAGAAACAUCACUUUAUGUCAUGGCAACUGCUGGAAUGAGAAUGUUGUCACAGAGGUAAAAGAAAUUUAAACAAAAGACAAUUAUACUAAAUUAUACACCAUAUUAAUAUUUGGCUGUGGAAAAUGAAUGCCAUUAUUUUAAAGUCAUUGAAACAAUAAUGAUAUAAUAUGUUUAAAAAAAUCAUCUAUUCCUGUAGUGCACUGAGUGGGGCAUAAGCCAUUUAUGUUCUCCAUUAUGCUCUGCAUGUCAUCCUCUUCAUAUAACUCCAUGUCAUUCUCAUGGCUCUCCUUUUAACCUCUUCCAUAUGUGGUUAGGGUCAUGCCCACCUGUCCUUUGUGAAAAGAUCUAGUUGCUCUCUGGACUUUGUGGCUGACAUCUCUGUAUCCUAACUCAUUCAUUGUAUGUUAUUCAAAUGAGUCAGCCCUAAUCAGCUGCUCUUCUUCAGUUCUUUUUUGUGUUCAUGUUAUUGGCUAUUGUUUCCACUCUCAUUAUUUUUGCUUUCUCUGUGGCAAUAUUGAAUUAAAAAAGAUUUGUGUAGUUGCAUAAUGUCGAUCUUUUUAUUUUGCAUGUGGUUGAGGUUUUGACCAAGUGUCCUGAUCCACUAGUAAAGUGACAUGUGCCCACAAGAUGCCUUUUUAUGUCAGUUGUUGCUUUAUCAUUAUAUCUAUGCCCUGUUUGAUUUUUAGGGGAGUUAUUAAAAAUACCUACCAUACUCAUAAAUUAAAAGGUUGUACAGAUAAGCUAUGUGGCAGUUCAAUUUUGCAAUGGGUAAAUGUUGUAUUCUUAUUAAUUGUAGGUAUUUCAAGAUAUUUCAUGAUUAAUUAAUUAACAUCAGGCCGUGAUUUAGUUUUCCAAGAGUGAGAGCUUAUAAAUAUUAUUUUAACCAAGGGGAGAAACAAUAAUUGACCUCCACAUCUAAUUCUCAAACAACAGAUCCUUGCACCUAGACUCAGAACAGGAACAUAAAAGCAGAUCAUUAUCUGUUUAGAUAUAUUCAAUUAACCUCCAUGGCCAGAGGUGUGCUAUUGUAGAGGUUAUUGCUAACAUCUAAAAUUGUAAAAAAAUUAAAUGGUGCAACACUAGUUUUUGGAUUGGUAAUUAUAAAUAAUAAUAUAUUUGCUCAAAGCAAUUCUUUUAUAGAAAGAUGCCUUGACGGUCCUUUUUAUUUUAAAAUCUGUUUUGCAAAAAAUCUUAGUUAAAAUAAAUUAUAUUCAAGGUUUAAUAGCUCUAAGAAUCUAAAGAAGAUUAUGGAAGAAUAACUUUCAUUGUAAUUCAGUUUAAUUGAUCUGUUGCAUCUUUUUCAGUGCUCAGCAAGCCAUUCUUCAAGAUUUACAAAGAGAUAUAACAAAGGAGUUCAAUUUUAUUGCAACAGAUAACCAUUUUGAAGUUAUUUCUGGCAAGCAGGAGGGAGUUUAUGCAUGGAUAGCUAUUAACUAUGUUUUGGACAGAUUCUCACAUUCACCUACAGCUUUUGGUAUUUAUGGUUUAUUAAACUAGAUUUCCUUCUGUUCUUUCAUCAACAUCAUGUUGUCUGUUGUCCUGUUAUUGCUAUAAAUUAUGAGAGGAAAUUAUGGGGAUAAAAUCUUAUGAGCUCACCGUAUAUAAACAAAUAUAUUUCUUAACCAAAAUAAAAUUCAGAGUUGCGACCCAUCCACUCUACAUAUCAGGAAGUAGAAGGGUGCGCAACACUAACAAGGCGCAUAGGCCAGAGCAAGAGAGACAUUUCAAUUAUAUGCAAUUGCCUCUUCAUAUCGUACCCCAUCAAAUUAAAACGCUAGAUAUGCAUUGCUCAUAUUUACCAUAUAUUAUCUGAUUGACCAAGAGAGACUAUAAUUUUCAAGUUUUUGUCUUAACGAAGCAGCAUCACACUUGAUAAGAAAAUAGCAUGCCAUGCUUUCAUAAAAACACUUGCAAAAAAAUAUAAGUUAUAUCUAACUCUCCAGAUUAAAGUGCAUCCUCAGCGAGUCUACUGCAAAUACCCAAAAUAACCCCAAACAAAGGUUGCAACAUAUCUAUAGUGCGAUCCAUAUGCAAGUAUAUGUAUUAAUUGUUCCUUUUGCAAUUUAUGUUAUUAUCUUCAGGUUCAGAGUCAGCAACAGAUAAUAUGUUACACUCAGCCGAAGAUAGCUCAAGUAAGCAUACUCGUAAAAGGACUGUUGGCAUUAUAGAUAUGGGAGGUGGCUCAGUACAGAUUGCAUUUGAAGUCACUAGCCCUGUGAGUUAAAAAUGUUGCUGUGUUUUGAGAUGUUUAAAAUCCAUGAGGAGUGUUUGAUUUGUGAAUUACAUUUAAAACUUUUGUAUUGUUAUCUAUGAUGUCCUCUGGUUGUUUAUUAGUUUUGUGUAGAUAAUGAAAGAGUAUUAGGUACGUUAUUUUUGAAGAGCUAAUUUUUUUCUUAGGGUUGAGUAGUGUGUAGAUGUUCUUAAUGUGGAGUAUAUCCUUGUGGAGUAAAUACAUUUAUAUCAGGGUGAACACAGUCGGGAAAAAAGGAAAUAGUCGUGAAUUUGAUUGAAUAAUUUUCCCGGCCGUGAAAACAGAGAAAAUGAGCUUUCUAGUAAAUUUUCCAGAUAGUCGGUAAUUUUUUAAUUUGUAAAAAAUAAUAAUAAAAUUGGCUUUGCAUGCCAUGAAAAUUGACGUUAAUUGCCGAUCUCGUCUAUUUUUAGCCUUUCUGUUAUCCAAAGGACCUUGCCAAAAUGCUAGUGUUUUCCCCUUAAGAGCACAUGCGUUUUGAGCUCUACUAGUUUCUUUUACUAUUACCGUACAACUUCGGUAGACCAGAAAUAUUUAUUUUCUUUUCACAUCACCGAUCAAGAGAUGUUUGACUGUUUUGGGUAAGUAAAGUGUAAAAUAUAGUAAUUAAUUAUUUGAAUCUAGUUUUCAAUUGUGAGGUAACCAUUAUGAAUAGAAAACUACUCAUCCAAGCGCUGCUUACAAUGACUAAGCUUAGUGUACCUUGUUAUGUUGUAGUCUUCAUAAGUUGAUUUUUAACAUUUUUACUGUAUGUGGGCGACAUGUAUUUUUUUUUUUUAUUAGCGCUAGGCAGCCUUUAAUUAUUUUUUUUAAAGGACUUUAAGUUCACUUUACAUUUAAUUACUCAGUAGGCCUUCUAAUUUUAAAUAGGCUCAUAUGAUUAAGUUAUUUUGUGAUACUAUUUUUGCAUAGAUUAGUUAGCUAGUUUACGGCUGACUUGGGAAAUUCAUUUAAAAGUUAAUAAAACUAAAACUAGUUGAUUGGACUUGAUACAUCGAUUCAGUGAGCCAAACUCUGGGUAUACUUUAGGGUAUUAUACUAUUAUUCAUAAGCACAGUGGCGUAGGCAAGGAUUGUUUUUUUUUUUUUUUGUGUGUGGGGGUCCUUUGGAUACCCCAAAAAAGUAAGGGGGGGGGGGUUUGGUCAAUGAUGCAUUCCCCUGCAGAAAAUCCAAUACUUUAGGGUAUUAUACUAUUAUUCAUAAGCACAGUGGCGUAGGCAAGGAUUGUUUUUUUUUUUUUUGUGUGUGGGGGUCCUUUGGAUACCCCAAAAAAGUAAGGGGGGGGGGGUUUGGUCAAUGAUGCAUUCCCCUGCAGAAAAUCCUGACUAUGCCGUUUCCUAUGCAUAUCUUAGUAUCUCUUCUAACUCUAUAUUACUGUAGUUUAGAACGGGUAUAAUAUAGUCUAUAUGAUGUAUGCCUUACUGUAAAUUAUAAACAUAAUAUUAAUCUGAUAUUAUAUUUUAUUUUGUUUCACUAUUCAGGAUCAAGGCUCAACAGUUCCUGUAAAGACAGAUGGUCAGGACAGCUAUGAUGAUAAUGGUUGAACAAGUCAUCACUGCUUCACUAUGCUGGAAAUUUUGACAACAAGUACCGGUAUUCAGGGCAAAAAUAUUUUUAAAAUGCCAAUCAUCUGAUGAGACUUCAGCUUUAUCACCUAUCUUAGGUCUCCAGUUCUGCAAAUUCUCAGCCAAGCUCCCAAUGUAUGUGUCAAAAUAUGAAACCUUCAUUGGAGAGAUUUUAUAGACACUAAAGUGUGUUGACUCAAACUAUCCAUUUUCAUCACAAAAAAGAGAACGUUAACUCCAUAUAAGAAAAGAUGGUUUUCAGUUGUGGUAGUUAUACAUAUGGGCUAAAAUGCCCUGAAGAACACAUUGCAAAAGUUGCCCUUGCACUUUAAAAGAAAACAUCAACAAUUUUUUCACAUCUAAGUAAAUUGAAAAUUGCUAUUGCUAGGAAAUUCAAUAAAUAUUUACAUGUAUACACCUCAAUCGCUUAGUUUUUUUUAUCAUUUGUGUUGUAAUUCAAUAUUGCUUUACUUUGACAAUUACAUGGUUUUUUAUAUUAUAAACAAAAACGCCUCGUUACAUUUGGCAGGAAUUUUUUUGUUUUUAGUGGGGAAAAGUUGGAGAAAAGUAGGGAAUUUUGUUUUUAAAAAAGAGUUGGAACCCUGUUAUAUACAAUCUCAGAUUGUUACAAAGAAGGGAUGAGAGUAUGUAACUUUGUCUCAUGUUAUGCUUGAAGACUGUUGCAUGUACAAAUUUACUGAAUGUGCCAACUGAAAACCUGGACAAGAGGUUUAUUACUAUGGGCUUUGUCUUUUUAUAUUUAAUGUUGGCUUCAGACUUUUAGAAACUUUUAAACUGUUUAAUAACCAAUUAUUAAAAUUUUAUUUGCAGAGGCAUAUCAAGGAGAUACCACCAUCUUUGUUGUCAGAGUUCAAUUUAGGCUGUGAAGACAGUGAUGAAGAUCAUACCUAUAAUGUUUAUGUCACAACAUUCCUGGGUUUUGGAGCCAAUUCUGCACGGGACAGAUAUGAACAUAUGUUAGUGGAGCAAAGUUCUACUCGAGAAAGGUACAUUUGAAAAGAAUCAUUCUAUUAAAACAUUGAGUGAAGUAAAAUACUCUAUUGUUUUUAAAAUAAGCUUGUCUUAUGUCUUUCAAAUCUAUAUCUUAUGUUAAGACUAGUUCACACCCAAGUACUGAGUUAAACAAUUUUAGGUCAAAUUUGCCAUCAGUGAUGCAUUGGACAAGGAUAUUAUAAGGCUUGCAAAUCGACCCUAGAGCUGUUAAUGCAUCCAACAAUGCCAUGUAACCAAAGCCCUUGUUCUUUAAAUGGCAUCCAACAAUCACAUAAUGAUCAAUCCUCUCACUUUUAUGGUUUUUCUGAGUUUUUGGUAUAGCACUGAAGAUAUUUUUCAAGUAGUGAUUGGUCCAAAUGUCGGGUGCUGUUACUAUGUUAAUUAACAAUUGUUAACAUGAUAUAUAACUGAAUGGCAUAUUUUGACACAGCCCUAUUGAUAUAUUUUGAAAGUAUAAACAAAUGUAUUAAUAUCCUUCUCUAUUUUUGUACUCAUCAGUUUAAAUGGCAAGCAAAAGGCCAUAAAAGAUGUUUGUCUCCCAGCUGGUAUGAAGUAUGAGGAAGGAGAUGGCCAGCAUAAGUUCAUUGGACAAGGAGAUUAUGAGGCUUGCAAAUCAGCCCUAGAGCCGUUAAUGAAUCUAACAAUACCAUGUAACCAAAGCCCUUGCUCUUUAAAUGGCAUCCACCAACCACAUAUUGAUCUAUCCUCUCUUUUUUAUGGUUUUUCCGAGUUUUGGUAUAGCACUGAAGAUGUUUUUAGAAUGGGUGGACGCUAUUCUUAUAAAGAAUUUCAUGAAAAAGCCAAGGUACAUGAGAAUCACAUUGCCUAUUAUGUUGUAAGAUAAUAUACAAUGCUAAAAAUAUGUCUCUUUAAGCAGUCUCCAGACUUUUACAGGUCAGAAGCUGCUCACUCAAACUAUUAAACUGUCUGCAAUUUAAAAAGAAAUAAAUUUCUGCCGAUAAAGCUUUUUGUUAGUUGUUUAAUUACACCUAAUAAAACUUAGUUUUUUUGCAUGAUAUAUUGUUAAAUCAAUGUUAAAAUAAAAUUAAUUGUUUUUGUAAAAAUAAAUUAGGUAUUCCUAUUCUCAAAUUUUGUUACAGGUAUUAGACAUGUCACAUUAAAUUUUUUUUUUUUUUUUAAGGAGUUUUGCAGUACUAAUUGGAAUAUACUAGAAGAAAGGUAUAAAAAGAAACUUUACCCUAAAGCUGAUGAUCAUCGAUUUAGGUAAGUUUUCCUUUUAUACCUUAAAAUAUCUGACUAUAUUUAAAUGUGUUAUAUGCUUAACUUUGCAACAAUAAUAUUCAGGAAUGGCUGGCAAAAAAAAAAAUUAUCAGUCUGUAUGCAUUAAUUAUUUCAACAAAUGUAAUUGUAAUGCUUGCAGAUUUCAGUGCUUUAAGUCUGCCUGGAUGACUCAAGUGUUCCAUAAAGGGUUUUCUUUCCCAAGUGACUAUGAAAAAUUGACAUCUGCCCAGCUAGUAAAUGGGAAAGAUGUAGGCUGGACUCUGGGUGCUCUUAUUUACAAGACUAGAUUUUUACCCCUUCGGUAGGUUUGCUUUGUAAUUUUAACUCCAGAUAAAACAAAACAGUUUAUUGUGAAGCAAUAGCUCAUUACAAAGUAAUUAUUUAAAUAUUGCUUUUUUAAAUGAUGUUUAAUGUUUACUUAUGUUAGGUACUUUGAUACUGCUCUGUGUAUCCUACUGCGCAUGUCGAAAAAUGCUGAUAAAACUUGCUCUACAAUAUGGCAUAAGGCUAUGCAUUAUUUAUGGAAAAUCGCAUAAUACGUCACAUUUUUUUCUUAAAUAAUUGCUUUCCUCAUCAGUGAGGUAUCUGUUUUUGUGUUUCGGUGAUUCUAUGAAAUUUAUGCUACAAGUUUUUAUGUUGUCACGGACAACAAGGAUUAUCUUAACGAUUUGGUAAGCAUCUAUUACAUUAAUACUUUUUUGUUAGUUAUAAUCGUUGACAUAACAGUCUUCUUUAAAAUUAGGAAAUAUAUAAAUUAGCCUAUAAAACUUUCAUUAAAAGACAUCAAAUAAAUAAACAAGACUCAAACAACAUCAUCAUAGUAAUUAUAUUUGAAUAAGGACAUAGAAAACAGUUUAGAUAGACAAAUAUUUAAUAUAUCAACUAACAUUUUAAAAAAAGAAAUGAGUUUAUAUAAACUAAAAAAAUUGAAAAAUAUUAAAAAGAGACUAGAAAUUAUGUAAUUCUGGAUUAUGAUUAGAUGUAAUUGCCAGACUUCUUUUAAGGACAAUAGAAAAUGUUAAUUUUAUGUUGAAGAUCUUUGUGGAAUGUCUUCCACUUCCAUCAAAAUGAGGCAAGUUUGGACGUAAAUGUCAAAGCAAAGUUUAUGAAGGAGAGAUUGUGGGAUUCAUCAACAAGACCAAGAAAUUUGUAGAGCAGUUCACAUUGAAAAUGACAAGUAGAACAUCCCCAUUACUUUCUAAAUUUAAUAAUAUACUGGUUUGCUCGUAUUAGUCUUAAGGGUAUUUUAGUAGUUUUUAUUUAUAAUUUAUAAUCUCAAGUAUUCAAUUUUAUAUUGAAAAAAAAAAGACUUCUUCUUACCUUUUAUAAAUAUAACAAUUGAUUUAAAAUAUAACUGAAGCAUAUAUUUUAUGUAAAUGUAAAUAUAAUAAACUUGUUUUUUUUUGCCUUUACAAAUAAUGUUUCUAAAUUUUCUGUUCAUGAUUUUUUUUUCAACAUUCUCUCAAAUAAAAUUAUUCAAAAUAAAAAGUCAUGGUGUAAUUUAAAAGGUGUGUUGCUCUUUGUCUUUAUAUUAGAUUGUGAAUGUCUCCUGAAAAUUUGAUGCAAUUAUCUUUAAAAAUAAAAAUGUUGUGGAGUAUAUAUGGGGCUUAAAAUUUUUUUUAAAAGUCGUAACACCACUUCCAUAAUAUAAGAUAGAUGGAUGAAAUUAAUGUUUUUGGAAAGCUUAUAGCUAGACCUUUAAUUUGACAUAUCUUUAAGGGCAAUCAGACACUUUUUAUGUUCCUCGAAAUGUUCUUAAAUUAUUAUUGUCGAUUUAAUUUUUUGACAUUUAUUUUUACCUAGUCAAAACAUAUAAAAUGCUUACACAUGGUUAGUUCUUUUGAAAUUUAAAUUGUUGGUCUUUAAAUUUUAUAAUAACUUAUAGGUUAUCUUUUAAGAAACUUUUUUUUGCUAAAUUUAGUUUCUAAUUCUAAAAAAUAGAAAACUUGUGCAAUGAGAUAAAAUAUUUGAAAUUUAGAUAAUUUUAUUAUUGAAAAACAACAAAAACGCAUCAACAAAACAAAUUUUUAUGUUAUUUAUGCAUUUAUUUUGGGUUUUUAUAACACCAUUUAAAUAGUUGAUAAUAAUUUAUCCUUUAUUUUACAGCGAUAUAGAAAGGCUCAAAGAGAUUCAGUUAAACCAGAUGUCUUUACAGAAGCAGAAAGCUUCCAGGACCUUGGAUACAUCAUUUUUGUUGAUUGGCUGUUUUAUUGUAGUUUUAGCUGCCAUCUUUGUCUACAUGAAGUGGCUGAAGUGCUGCCCACGAACAGCUGAUCUUCCACGUGUGCCAUCUAUGUCUUACUUUAUGACAGAGCAAGACCAGAUGGAGCAAGGCAUUCAGUAUGUUAAAAGCCAGGGUUAUGUUUUAUGAGCAUAAUGUACCAUUUAAAGAGCUUUACUAAUUUAAUCAUAUCAGUAUCUGCAAACAAUGCAAAAUGAUACUUUAAAAACAAUAUUUUAAUCAAUUGAAACUGGAUUUAGAAAGCAAUAAAUAUUAGCCCUACUUUAUUUUAAAGCAACUGUUUAAGAUUGCUCAUUUGCCUAGUAGUGAUUAUUUUUUCACAGAAUCUCAAAAUGAUGUUGGUCAUGAACUUUCAGUCUGAGACCACUGAUUACAACAUAUAAGCCUAGAAUAAUAAGAUGAUAAAUUCUACUUUUCUAUGUUUCAAUGAAUACUUCCUACAACAUAAUCUCUUUAGUUAUUGUAGUUCACAUUUUACUCCCAGGUUUCUAAUAAUAACUUUCAAAAUUAUCUAACAAAUCUUUUUGUGCAUUAUUUAAGAAUAAUAAAGAACAAUUGUUUUAUGGGAUCGACUGCUUAGAAAAAAAAACUUUUUGGGGAGGAAAGAGCAAUGGAGGUGUUCCGCUUUCAUAUUAUUUGUCAGGGCCGUCUUUUAUAAAAAAUUAGUAUUAUUGGGUCUGUUUUAAUAAGCCUACUCAACUUAAUGGAAUUGGCCAUAGCCCAUAAAAUUAUGAAUUUUAAAUAGUUAAAAACACUUCUUAAAAUUACCCUACCUUACUGGAAAUCAGAUUCUACUUUCCAUUUACUAAGUAAAUGAAUUAAAAAGACUUGAAAUUAUUGCAUUUUAACUUUUCUUGUUAAACAUAAAUCUGUACUGUAUUUGCUCAAGAUCAUAAAAAUUUUAUGCAAAAAAAAAAAAUAUGAGUUCAUAGUGCAUUUUUGUUGUUAAAGUAUUUAUCAUUUUCAUUUACUGAAUUAUUAUAUCUUUAUUUUUAAAUUUGCUACACAAAUGCCUGCAGAGAAUGUACAACCAAAAUGCUAAAUUUCUUGAAUCAUUUUUUCCUGUCUGAAUUUAUUUCCAUUUUUGAUGUGGUUUUUGACCUUUUCCAUCUUUGAUAAAUGAAAUUGGGAAAAAUGUUUUGUAGACACCCAAUGCAAAAUUGAAAUAAAACACAGUCUUUUUGCUUUAAAUUUUAAAAUUUUAAUGUUUUACAAUUUAAUUCAAUGGGUAUGUAAAUAACUGGGAACCAAGCAGUAAUAAAUAAUAAUAAUAUGAAUUCUUGACCUUUUGGCAAAGCAAUAUUACAUAUAAAUGAGGUUGAGGAGAAAUCUGCUGUUGUUUGAAAUAAUAUUUUAUGUUAAAUCUUGAAAUGAGUUUUGUUUCUGUGAAAUGAAGCUCUGGUUUGACAUCCACUUUCUUUGAAACCAAUUCCUAGAUUACAGUUUCAAUUUAACAUAAUUUAAAAUUUUGAAAACAAUAAAAUGAUUACAUGUUUUCUUGUAAUGAGAAGUUUACACAUUUAUAAUUUAUUUAAAGCUUUAAAUUUUCAAUAAGUCAGUGUUUUAAAGUUGGUGAUUUGUUUUGAUUUUGUGUGACUCUUCUUCCUCUCUCUCUCUACCCCCAAAAACCCACAUCUGUAAAAAAAAUAAUUUCUUUCUUAAAAUAUUCAACCUCACCUGAGUACUAAUUAUGUUAGUUUGAAAGAUAACUUAACAAAACCAAACAGUUAAAAAUAAAUACUUCUUGUAAACAUUGGCUCAAAUCAUAGCUUUUUUCUGUUAUGCUUAGUUAUUUGUAAAAUACUUCAUCAAAUGUGAUUGAUAAUUUACCUUUCAAUUUGUCCCAUAGUUAUUGACUAAUAUUUGUUUAAAAUUAAUAUGAAAGAGUAUUAUUUAAUACUUGAAUAUGCAUUUUAUUGCCAGUAUUUGAUUUAUACUAAUCAAUAGAGAUAAAUAAACUCUGUCAGUGCUUUAGAAGAUAUUGGUUUUCCCUUUCUAAAUUACUUCUAAUUAUUCCUGACUCUAGAAAUGUAAGCAAUGUAUAUAAUGAAAAAUUGAGCCAAGUUUUGGACAACAUUUUCUUCUACGGUAUUCUUAGCCUAGGUAUAAGUGUCCUAAUUAGCUUACGAAAAGUAGUUUUUGAGUUCUUCUGAGUUUUCUAUUUUAAUUUUUGUUGAAUUCUAAACCACCUUACUGAAAUGUUUUUGUUUCAUUGUUACUUGUCAUAUUUAAGUUUUAUAGCACUUCAUCCACAUUUUGUCAUAUAAAUUUGGGGUAAAAAAACAAACAUUUUCUUUGGUGGUAGUGAUUUUUAAUCUGUAAAAAAUAAUAUGUUAAUUGUAUUUUAUAAAUAAAAUUAACAAGAUUUUGGAGGAAAACCAUUUCACCUUAAUUUCAAAAUAAACUAAAUUUUUACUGUUAAGUUUAAAAAUUAUGGAUCAUUAAAAAGUCUGAUAAUACAAAAGUGUUAGCUAAAAAUUUUAGGGCUAUUUUUAAUCAUGUAAUGCCUGCUGUACUGAAAACGAGUGUACAUCUGUAUCAUUUAUAACUAAUCAUUCAUUUUUUGCUUGGUCUUGUGGAUAUUAUUUAAAAAAGAAGAUCUCACUCAUCCUUUUGGGUAAAGUAUACUUGAGUAUUACUGACUUCAAAAAUUGUUUAGGUGCAAUUUUCAAAUAACUUUUUAAACUUUUCUUACUUUUGCUUGAAAUUCAUUCAUUUUUAAAGUGUUAGAUAAAAAUCUUUUGAUAAUUUUAGUACUCUAUUUAUAUUUUAAAUAUUAAAAUUUUUAAAGUUAUGAAACAAUUUAUCUUUUUAUUUAAAUUUCAAGUGAGAAAAAAAUAGUGAAAUAAUAUAUUUUAUUAUUGAGGACCUCCUAACCUGAAAUUUUUAUUUUUAAUUUAUUCCUUGAAUGACCAUUUUAUAUUAUAAGGUUAUGGAGACUGAACAUCAGUUAUGAAUCAUCUAUAAAUAUUCUCAAAUAUACCAAUAACAGUUGCUUUUUUAACAUGCACCAAACAAAAAUAAUAAAACAACAAAUACAAUAUGCAUUUAGAUAAAAAUUUUACUAAAUUCAUCCAUUUAAUUCGACUAUGUGCAAAUUAAAACACCAUUUGAAAAAUAUUAAUUAAUGAUGUAUAUAUUAUAUACACUUGCAGAAGUAGAAUGUAGCAAAUUUGCAUCAACUUAAAAAAAAAAUAAAUCAAAUUUAUUCAGUUUGAAUUUCUUUGGUGUCAAAGAUUUGAUUGCUUGUGUAUCUAUAAGAAUUCAAGAUAUUGUAAAAUAAAUUGUUUCUUGAAGUGAACUUGAUUGAAAGAAAAAUGUUUAACAAAUGUUUAAAAUUUUUCAUUUCCUGCUUAACUUUAAGUACCUUUCUACUUCCAGCUUUAUUAUAAAUCAGGCAUUUAAAAUUAAAACUAUGCAUUGAAGCUAAAAACAAGGGUGUUGAACUGCGAUAAAGCUUUAAAGUAGAUUAAUUGGACACAAUUUGUCUAAAUAAAGCAAUAUAUGCUCAGCUUUAAUGAUGAUUUUACAAAAUACAAAUGUAAACGUUUUGGCAAAUGCCUUCAUCAGUACAAAAAAACAAACCAUUUAAAUAAGUAUAAAUUAAAUUUACAUAAUAUAUGUAUCUUGCCUAAAUAAUAGAAAAGAAUAAAGGAAACGAAAACAAAGUCUGAAAAGUUGCAUUAUAAACAGUAAAUGCAUUGUACUUUAUUUGAAUUUGCUUUUAUUUAGUUUACUAGUUUUAUGCUUAAAAACAUUUUGACAAACUUUGAAGACCACUUAGAAAUUCUUUAAAUAUUAAAAAUUCAGUUUUUUCCACAUAUUAUUUAUUAGUUCCAUGUUCUGAUCAGUUUAUGUUUGCCAUGAAUGAUUUAAAGACGUGUGUAUUUCUAUUUGCAAAAAACAUUUAUGGCAGACAUAUGCUGUUUUCCAUUUAUAACUAAAAAAUUUAAUUUCUGUUGCGUAGAUGAGGGUUAUAAAAAUAUGGUAAGUGCACUUGUUAAUUUUUUGUAUUUGUUUAAUUUUAAGUCAGAUUCUGUUACAGGUUCACUGAUGACUCAGUGGUUUUACUCUAUUGUGGUACUCACAACCUGUGAUAAAUUUAUUACUAUAAAUUUUAUGCAAAGUAACCUGUCUUGUUCAAGUGGCAUACCUUUUAGAGCAUCUUAACUUUUUUUCAAUCUUCACUUGUGACUUUAAAUGUUGUUCAUUUGGGGCUAUUAACAUAACAUAACGUUUUAAGAAAAUAGAAUUCCCUGAAUUUAGAUAACUUGCUCCCUAAAGAUAAUCCAAUCGCACAAUUGCUGUGAAAAUAAUUUUUUAGGUACAAUUGAACUAUAAUCUGCAGUUGUAUCAUUUGUUAAUAAUUUUAUCUAACUCAAAAUGUCACCAAAUUGAAUUUUGAUGCAGUUUAUUCAUCAUGUGAUAAGUAAGAAUGAUAUUUAUGAGGUCUUUGUUUUACUCACUAAAUUAAUUAUACCUUGGCAAGCCUGGACAAUUUUUAAAACUAAACAUUAUUUUCAUAUUGAUUUAAUUUCUAAAAUAACUUGUCUGUCACAAUUUCAAUGGGGUCUUAUGUAUUUUUUAUGUCUCGUCCUGUUAAAAUUAUCUUUUGGUUGGUGAGGAUAAUAAUUUAUAUCUAUUGAAAUAUAUGUUGUAACAAGACACUCUGGAUGUACGGUAACAUGUAUAAAUCUCAUUAUUUUUAAUUGAGCAGUCAUAAUAUUUAUAAACAGUGGGACUCUGUGAAAGAAUCCUUCAUUCCUUACUGUCCAUCUUAAACAGUUUUAGCUUGUUGAUUGAAUGUAAAUAUUUUCACUAAAAAUAUGCUUUAAAAAAUGUUGGUUACAAAAACAUUUCAUCUUUAAAGGUUCGGUUUAUUAAGAUUUUAGUCUGCUCAUUCUUUAGAACUGGCACUUGUAUUGUAAUAAAAAAACUUAAAAUAACAAAAAAAACUAAUACUCAACUUAAUCAAAACUUAGACAUGUUUUUAUGCAUGUCAAUAAAUUGUUCCAUUAGUCAUAUACAAAUUCCAAUCACUUUGUCUAGAGUUGUUUUUUUUUUUAGAGAUAAAAUAUUACAUUUAAAAGAAAAUGAUGUUCAAUUUAACAAAUGAUUAUGAUGAAAUCCAUGUGUUUAAAUCUGUAAGGCUGUUUAAUUUCUACAGGUAGAAGAGUGAAACUGACCGUUUCCAUUGUUGCCAUAUUUUGCUUUUUAAAAAAUGCCAUGUUUUUUUUUCAUUUGGGAUAAGUACAAUUCAAAGUAAAACAAAUGAUAUGAUUUGUUUUGGG